Messenger RNA from Stegodyphus dumicola, 2852 nucleotides. Its product is annotated as centrosomal protein of 104 kDa. Lineage: Eukaryota; Metazoa; Arthropoda; Arachnida; Araneae; Eresidae. The record is from RefSeq and is a predicted model, not a curated record. Gene Ontology annotation, cellular component: cilium.
UUUCUGUCGCGAUAGAUUGAACACGAGAGUUGGAAAGGUUAAAAUUCCCAUGAAUUUAACAAAUGUAUUCCACAUGCGGAUUUAGUCAGUUCACUGUUAGCACAUGGAAUAAAAAUUAACGGCAAGAGCUUUUUCCUUACAGUAGUAAUUUUAGAGUAUUUUCACAUUUGAAGACUAGCUAGGGUAGGUGGCAUCAUGGCACGCUUAAAGCGGUAAAUGAUUUUGUUUAUAUUCCGAAUGAUCGAUUAGAUGGAUAACUAGAUGCAUUCCAAGGAUUUUAACUUGUAAUUCCAACAUGCUAAAGCGGAUUGAUUAUUCUGUAAUUAAAGUAUCCGGAGAAGAUGAAAACUUUCCUGCGGCAGAGUUAAAUAAUCAACGUCCAUCAGCGAAAGGCUGGAUGUCUCCUAAAUUUUGCCCAUAUCCUCAAGUUUUAAUUAUUCGUCUUGAAACAAAGGCCAGGCUGUGUAAAUUCCAAGUAUUAUCUCAUCAGUUUUCAAUAUCUUCAAAGCUGGAGCUGUAUAUUGGGGAUGUAAAAAAAGGACUUCCUGAGUUGUUUCAGAAUGUUUCGUGGGAGAAACAAGGGGACAUUUACUUCUCAGAAAAUGCUUUUACGGAAUACAAAGCUAGAGAGCUCAGGACUGCUUACAUUGACAUCAUUGGAAAAUUUGUGAAACUAGUUUUGCAUCAGAAUCAUAUCAACAAAUUGAAUUUAUGUAAUCAGGUUGGAAUUGUAGCAAUCAAUAUUAUAGGAGAAACUAUUUUAGAUGGAGGCUCUAUCAAAGCCAAAUAUUUAUCUGAUGAUCAUCUCUUGAAUUUGAGAACAAAAAAGUCAGAACUUGAGGAACUCUCAUUCACAAUGUACAUUGAUCUCGAAGUGCAACAACUAAUCAAAACUCUUGAUAAAAAGAAGCAGAAAGCUGUAUUAGAUGACAGAUUUGUUUAUGCUAAAAAGUUGAAAUAUGCUAUAAAUCAGUUAAUGAAAGUUGGCGAAAAAUUGGGCAAACUGGAUAUUCUGAAAGAGAAAGCUGUAGAAGAGGAAGACUAUGAUCAAGCUCAUAUAAAAAAUGAAGAAAUGGAAAAACUUAGACUUCAGACUUAUGAAAGAAUGAAUAUAACCACUUUAAUGGAAAUAGAUGGGCAAGUUCUUGAAGAAAAUGAUCGGGAUUUCAUUGGAAAAGGUAGUGCAAAACCACCUGAUGAAAUCUUGGCUCCCAUGGUUGGAAAUUAUGUCAGUGUUGAAGAAAAACCAGUACAAGCUUUGAAAAAAGCCAAGACUCAGCCUUCAGUAUUUCCUGGAACUGAUGCUGAAACUCUUGGUGAUUCACCAUUAGGAAAACUGACUGAAAAAGAAAGAAGAGAAGCAUCAUUACCCAUUGAAGUGUUUGGAAUAGAGCUGGUAGAAAAAAUGUAUUCUAAAGCAUUUAAACAGCGAGAAGAAUCUAUGAAAAACAUAUCUGCUUAUUUAGAAAAAUAUCAGAAGAAAGGGAAAUCUCACGCACCGAAUGAAGUUAUCCGAGCAGUAUCAAUUCUCAUUCAAAGAGCAUUUUUUGAUAAUGUGCAUUCUAUUUAUGCAGCAGCACUGAAUAUCCUUACUGAGUGUUUUAAGCAUUUCAUACCACAGAAUCAAGUAUCUAAAUCAGAAACAAAUUUUCUUGUUGAUAAAUGUAUUCCUGAAAUUAUGAACAAGUUAGGAGAUACUGCAUCUAGACUGAAGAAUGCGUCAAUGGAAUAUUUAAUAGAAAAUGUUCGUUAUUUGGAAGAGAACUCACAAUUCAUUCAGCAGUAUGCAGUGACUCCUAUACAGAAUGUCCUUAAUGUUCGCCUUGCUCAAGGACGUUGUGAGCUCAUAGAAAAAAUUGUCAAAAAAUAUCCACCUUGGAAUUUUAAUAUUUUGCCGCUUUCAAGAGUGAUGCCAUUUUUGUUAGAUGCUCUGCAUCACCCAUCAUCUUCAGUUAGAUCAAUAGCUGAAAGAAUUAUUUUGUAUCUGUAUGACCACGAAGUCAUAAAAGUGAAGAAAUAUUUUUCAUUUGAUUCUGAUACUCUCAAGAAAAAUAUAAUGUACAGAAGAUUACAGCAAGCCUUUGAUAAAAAAAAAAGAAACUCAAAGGAGAAAAACGGUAUGGUGCAGAUGAAUAAUUCAAAUCAAAAGACUUUAGAAGAAUUAUCGUUAAUGAAGACUUGUAUAUUUUGUGAAGAAAGAAGUGAUAGAUUUACAGCUUCUGGAUUGGAUGAGCAUUAUGAUAAAGAAUGUCCAAUGCUUAUUCGCUGUUCAAAUUGCAAGCAAAUUCUUGAAAUUGCUACAUUAACUGAACACCUUUUGGAAGAAUGUGGUUCUAAAAAUCAAUAUAAACAAUGCCCUAUUUGUCUAGAAGCUGUUCCAUCAUUAAAUUUUGAGAAUCAUGUGAAGAUAAGAACAUGUACAAUGGCAAAACCAGAAAAUGAAGCAAAUCAUUGCCCUCUUUGUCAUAAAAAUAUAGCACCAGGUGAAGGAGGAUGGAGAUCUCAUUUUCUAACAACACCAGGAUGUGCUUUUAAUUCUCGCAUUAAAAAAAAUAAUUCCCGAAAAAGUAUACUGAGGAAGAAAAGUGAAAAAACAAGUUGAUGAUUUAUGACAACUUAUUCAAAAAAUUAGAUGAAGUAGGUUUUAUUGAAAGAAACUUCUAUCUAGUUUGUCUUUAUUUUUUUUAAAGUUGUGAAAGAAUUAUCAGAUUAUUAACUGUUGAUGUAAAAUAAGAAUUAAAAAUGUAUCAUUGUGGAAAAAAGUAUUGAAAAUUUUAUGUAUUUUUUGGGAAUUUGUAAAUUAUGUGUAUAGCAAAAAUAACGAAUUAUUAAAGAUUUCUGUUUUCAAAACA